This is a messenger RNA of Drosophila rhopaloa, 681 nucleotides long. RefSeq names its product acylphosphatase-2. Gene Ontology annotation, molecular function: acylphosphatase activity. The coding region runs from base 259 to 564 and encodes 101 amino acids. NCBI's taxonomy places the organism in Eukaryota, Metazoa, Arthropoda, Insecta, Diptera, Drosophilidae. The record is from RefSeq and is a predicted model, not a curated record. The transcript has 3 exons.
UUUAGUUUUAAAUUUGCGACGGUUUGCUGAAAAUCAAACUAGCGAUCGCGGCGGAAAAAAUCGCACUUAAUAGCACAAAAAAUAUUUUUAAAAAUAUAUACCAAAGGAUUCCAGUUUAUCAAGAGUUUUUAACUUUAAUUUGUGGUUAUUUUAAGUGCGGAUAAGGUGAUAAAAAAAAUAAAUCUAUAAUAUCGAGCAGUUGCUGCUAAAUUUACAUAACCAAAAGUGCGCAUUUGGUAAAGUUCGAAGUCGAUCGAAAUGGGCAUUCCGGAUAUUCGGCUGUUGGUGACACUGGACUUUGAGGUCUAUGGACAUGUGCAAGGCCUGAAUCUCACGAAAGACACCCGCGAUCGAUGCACCAAGGCGGGAAUCACGGGCUGGGUGAAGAACAGCAAACAGGGCACCAUUGUGGGCAAAAUGCAGGGACCCAAGGAGGAGGUGGACAAGUUGAUCACCUGGCUGUCUAGCGAGGGAUCACCCGGCUGCCAAAUCGAUCGAUGUGAGCUGCGGAACCAGGGAAAUCUCAGCCGACUGGACUACAAGGACUUCGCAAUUAGGUUUUAGAUAUCUCUCCGCCUUCAAUUUCGACUGCGGCAUAAUGGUUUUAUGUGUUUGUUAUGUGCAUUACUUCGAUAAGUUUGUAAAUACGAUUAAAAAAUAAAGAAAGUAAUAAUAAUUUGA